AGCAUCGCUGUCCUGCGUUUGAUCGCCAGUCAAACAUUAGUGACCAUAGGUGACGCACCUCUAUCUUUACGUGUGUUUAUUUAUUUAUUUUACGCGCUAUUUUUGAAAUUAAGUAAAUUGUAGAAAUAUUUUUUUUUAAGUUUUUUUUGUAAAUUGUGUUACUUAAAUCGAUUUUUGUGUAUUUUUUUUUCUUUUUUGGAGAUUUAAUAUUUUUGCCACCAUGGUCCCGCGGCCGGUAUCCCCGGGCCCCGCCGAGCCCCUGCUACCGCGCUUCUACGCGGGACGCUCCAUCCUCAUCACAGGAGCCACCGGCUUCAUGGGGAAGGUCCUGGUCGAGCGACUGCUAUCCACGUGCCCGGAGGUGGGGAGGCUGCACCUGCUCAUGCGAGACAAGAAGGGCCACUCCCCUCACAAGAGACUGGCGCAACUCAAGCAGUCCCAGGUAUUUGACAACGUACGAGCUCGUGACCCGCGUCAGCUGGAGAAGUUGUGUGUGGUCUCCGGAGAUGUCUCCAAGCCGCAGCUUGGCAUGGAGGCGGACGGCAUGGCACAGCUUAAAGAGGUGUCCAUAGUCUUCCACUCGGCUGCUACUCUGAAGUUCGACGAGCCACUCCGAGUGGCGAUGGAACAAAAUGUUCGCUCGGUGGAGCGACUGCUCGAGAUAUGCGAUAAACUGCCUAAUAUACAGGCGUUCAUCCACGUGUCGACGGCCUACAGCAACGCGGAGCUGACUCGCGUGGAGGAGCGAGUGUACGCCCCCCCCGUACCCCUCGCCCAGGCCCUCACCGUCGCCGACAGCGUGCCCGAACACCUCCUCGCUACCAUCAACGCCCAGUACAUAGCUCCGAAGCCCAACACGUACACGUUCACGAAGGCACUGGCCGAGACCGUGGUGGAGGAACACGGCAACAGGGGGUAUCCUGUCGCCAUCUUCAGACCUAGCAUCGUGAUCUCUUCCCUCCGGCACCCUUUCCCCGGCUGGAUAGAGAACCUGAACGGUCCGUCGGGCGUCGUCGUAGGCGCCGGUAAGGGUCUGCUCCAUGUGUUCUGCUGCCGAAGCCGCGCUGGUGCCGACAUGUUACCUGUUGACAUCGCUAUAGACACGCUGCUGGCUGUCGCCUGGGAGACUGCUGUGGAUCGCCUGGAACAUGUGAGGGUUUACAACUGCAGUACCUGUGAGAACCCCACCACGUGGGGGGACUUCGAGGACGCGCUGCGUAAGAAUCUACGGGGUCAUCCGCUCGAUAACACCUUCUGGUACCCCAGCGGGUACAGCGUCGAGAACAAAGUCACACAAAAAGCGAUGGAAACUCUACUGCAAACUCUCCCCCUCCACAUCGCCGAGUAUGUCACCAAACUGCUAAGAAUUAAAACAAGAAUGAGUCUGAUAACUGUCAGUCAGCGUCUAAAAGCUAUGAAUGAAGUGCUAAGAUUCUUCUCCGUGCGUGAAUGGCACUUUGAGACGAACAACGUGAAGAGGUUACAGGCGAGGUUAACGCCCCAGGACGCCGCCAUUUAUAAUCUAGAUCCUCAAACUAUCAAUUGGGAUGAUCACUACGAGAAUUUUGUAAAAGGAACGAGAAAGUACCUGUUGAAGGAAAAAGACCAAGACAUCCAGGAAGCGAGAAAACACUUGCGCAAAAUGUACUACGUCCACUACGGUUUCCUGUUCUUCGUGGUGACGUUGAUCUGCAGGCUGAUGCUUCAGAACCACUACAUCAGAACCCUCGUGUUCAGAACAUUCAAGCUGCUGCUCACAGUCAUCGGCUCAGUCUUCAUGCGCAUACAGAGCUGAGAUCCUGUUCAAGUACAAUAAAUAACAUGUUAACGUAUAAAGCAACAUCCUGUGAAAGACACGAAUUUGAAACAUCAAAAGUGGUAUGUGCUGUCAGAAUAAUGUAAUUAACGUGAAAUAUUUUGAGAAAUGAUCUUCUUAUAUAUUUUUUUAAUUUUGUGAGAUAAAUUAAACUUUAGGAAAGGUAAAUCAUCAACGCAAAGCGAUCCGAAGCGCAAAACGUCACGUUAGCUACUUUAGAGAAAAUCGCUCACGGAACUGUGGGAAAAAGCUAGUUUUAAUAACAAUAAAUAUACAGUUUGUGUAUCGGCGGAUGUACAUUGUUAUGUAUUAUAAUUAUUUACAUAAGGUUUUGUAUUAUAUUAAUAACCUAGAUGGAUAUUACGGUUUUUAAUAAUAAUAUCACACAGCUGACAGCACACAAUUAGUUGUCAAUAAAUCACCUCGUAAUGUACAUAGCUGAAACAAUUUACAAUGCAAUACAAUAUGAUUGUGAACAUGAAAAAAAAUUGGUGAUCAGUGACACUACAAAUAGUUUAAUCGCGAUUCAGACAUUACUUAUGACAAAAUCUGGAAAAUCGCAGAUCAUGGUUUCCUGACAGAUAUGUUAAACUACUGGUUGGUAUUUCCAUGUACUUUAAAAUUAGUAUAAAUAACUAGCUUCUGCCAGCGACUUCGUCCGCGUUAGAUUCGGACUUUGUGUAAAGAGAGGAAGAAAUAAUAAACACCAGCCUAUCCAAUUAUCUUAAUCUAUGCGUACCUAACGUAUAAAAUGUAAACUAUUAAUAAUUUGUUAUUGAACGAAUAUUUAAACACUACCAAAAUAACUAAUACUUACCUAUUUUAUAAAAUAGCACAAAAGAAACUUAAAAAUAAAUUGUUUAAAGUCUAGCUGCAAGUUUUGUUAGGUCAAUUAUUGUCGGUCAAUAAGGUUGAACACUCUGAACGUCUAUUCGCAUCAAUCGCAUAAACAGCCAAAUAAUGCAUUAUUUGAAGCUCGCGCAGCCACCGCGCCGCGAGCCGCGUCGAGCGCGGCGACCGUUGCACAAAAAUGAUCCUUACAGCAUGAUUCAGUAUUCACGCGCGAUGUCUUAUUACCGUCUCUUAUGUAUAACUUUGGUGUUUCUUUACCGAUUUAUAUGACUCUUUUUUUAUUGAAUAGGUAAGAAUGUUAACUUUUUUUGUUUAGUGUGAUUGAGAGUGUCAGAAACGUAAUAGUAAAGCAAUAUAAUUAGAAAGCCAAGAACUGCUAAACUAUCGACAGUUACACAUGUUAUUGUGAGUCAACCAUCAAAGAUAGACAUAUGCUGCCAAGGGAUAUUUUUUACAUAAUUUUAAGGAGAAUAUUUCCAUCAUACAUGGUUUCUGUGUAGCUUAAACCAUUAAGGCUGGACACGCGACGGAAGCUUAAAAAAUGGAGUAACUUCGCCCGUUUUCCCAACUUUUUCCUUCACUGCUCAGCUCCUAUUGAUCGUAGCGUGAUGCAAAGUAUCCUAUAACCUGCCCAGGAGUAUGAAAAAUAAGUGUACCAAGUUUCGUUAAAAUCCGUCAAGUAGUUUUUAUUUCCAUAACGAACAGACAGACAGACAGACAGACAGACAAAAAUUUUACUGAUUGCAUUUUCGGCAUCAGUAUCGAUCACUUAUCAACUCCUGAUAGUUUUUUUGGAAAUAUAUUCAAUGUACAGAAUUAACCUCUCUACAGAUUUAUUAUAAGUAUAGAUAAAAUGUAGUAUAAGUUUCUAUACAUAAUAGUUAUUUUUAUGAGAAAAUUGCUCAAAUUGUGUUACAUUAUAUUUAGUAAAAUAAUAAAUGUUUUUACUUGUAGCCUUGUUGGUAUUACAAACUAUGUUUGUCUAUGUAUAGAAGUAUUUACGGGUAAAGGUUACGCGCAAGUAGGUCAGUUGUUUUAAGAUAUUAUUUUGAAAUGUAUUUCAUUUGCCACUUCUUCGUGCUUUGGUAAAAGGUAUGAUGACAAUCAAUGUUUUUUAAGGAAAUUAUAUUUUGUAUGAAAAACA
Molecule: messenger RNA, 3812 nt
Organism: Helicoverpa zea (corn earworm)
Lineage: Eukaryota; Metazoa; Arthropoda; Insecta; Lepidoptera; Noctuidae
Product: putative fatty acyl-CoA reductase CG5065
Exons: 13
Coding region: 221-1795 (524 amino acids)
Biological process (GO): long-chain fatty-acyl-CoA metabolic process
Cellular component (GO): peroxisome
Molecular function (GO): alcohol-forming very long-chain fatty acyl-CoA reductase (NADP+) activity
Source: RefSeq, a predicted model, not a curated record